UGCCGCAGAGUGAGCAUUCGCCAACUGUCAGUGCCAUCGAUAGCGUCGGAUACGUUCCGUACUGUUCCGUUACGUUCUCGGUCUCUGUCUCUGUCUCCUGGUACGCUUUCUAAGCCGAUUGGGAAUGGAGAAGCUUUUGCAUAUUUAGUUCUAUUGUGCGUUAAAUUCGAUUGCGGUUCGACAGAGACCGACCAGUGUCUCUGCAGAACACCACUGGAGUUAGACAGCCCUGGUAGAUUGCUUCUUGUCUGCCCGCACCACACACCCCACCCGCAGGACACAGGACACACCUAAAGACAAAAGCUUCUGCUUCCUUCUGCUGAAUUGUUUUGUAAAAAGAAACCCCCCAUCCAAUCCAAUCCCAUCCGAUACCAAUCCCUCUCCACCCUCUGGGUAAGGGACGAAACGAAAGCAGCUAGACUUGUGUGGACAAAAUGGACAAGCGCUCAAAGGCGACAGAACGACAAUUUUCAGGACAAUUUUCCGCAGAUUUAAUUGCAUAAUUUCCCCCCGCACACGAUCCAAACGAAGGCUUCCAAAGCAAAGCUACUUCCAAAUAUUUGAAAAAGGAAACGGAAACUCGAGCGCACACUGCAAAUGACAAAAAUUGCUUCCUAAAUUUAACUUAAGCGGAGGAUCAAGAGGAUAAUAACACUACAAUACGGAAGACGGACAGCACUGAACAGAACAGCUAUCGAACAUGUCACACGCGGUCGUUAAAAAACCAGAAACGGACACCUGCAACAGCAGCCUCAAACAGUCGCUGCAUCCUGCACAGAGCCACGAUGCCAAGCUCCUCAACGGGAGCCUGACCUCGCACCAGCUGCAGCCGCGCACCAAUGGACUAACCCAUGCAGCCGCCUCCUCAGCCGCCUCUGUGGCCAGUUCCGGCGGCAGUGGACUCUCCCCCGCGGCAGCCAUGGCUGGCCUCCUGUCGGGUGCGGGAGCAUCGACGGCCCUGCCCUUGCCCCCCAACAGCAACGGCGAGCAGUCGCCGUCGUACGAGCGCUACCGCGCAGACGACAGCAGCUACGUGCCCGUCGGACAGUUUUUUGCGGGACGCAGCGUCUUCAUCACAGGCGGCACUGGUUUUAUGGGAAAGGUGCUGGUGGAGAAACUGCUGCGCUCAUGUCCGGACAUAAGGAAUAUAUAUCUACUGAUACGACCGAAACGUGGCCAGGAGGUGUCGGCACGUCUCACGGAACUUCUGAAUGCACCACUCUUUGAAUCACUGCGUCGCGAGAAGCCCAAGGAACUAAGCAAAGUCAUACCCAUUUCGGGGGAUAUAACAUCCGAGGAGUUGGGCAUCUCAGAGAAAGACCAGAACCUACUAUGUCGCAACGUUUCCAUUGUCUUUCAUUCGGCUGCCACUGUGAAAUUCGAUGAGAAGCUCAAACUGUCUGUCACAAUCAAUAUGCUGGGCACGAAACGUUUGGUCGAGCUGUGUCAUCGCAUGAUGUCGCUGGACGCCCUUAUCCAUGUCUCCACUGCUUAUUGCAAUUGCGAUAGAACCGAUGUGGAGGAGGUUAUCUAUGAAAGACCCUACAACCCCGAUGAUAUCAUCUCACUAAUUAAUUGGCUUCCGGAGGAUAUACUCGAUCAGCUUACACCGCGUCUGAUUGGCAAGCGCCCCAAUACGUACACGUUUACAAAAGCCUUGGCGGAGCAUAUGUUACUUAAGGAGGCUGGUAAUCUGCCCGUUGCCAUUGUGAGGCCAUCGAUUGUGACUGCCAGCCUGAAUGAGCCAUUUGCUGGCUGGGUGGACAACUUUAAUGGGCCGACGGGUCUGGUCUCGGCGCUGGCCAAGGGCAUGUUCCGCACGAUGAUGUGCGAGAAGAACUAUGUGGCCGAUAUGGUACCUGUCGAUAUUGUGAUUAAUCUAAUGAUUGCCGCCGCCUGGCGCACAGCGACGCAUAAAUCCAAUGAUCUACGCAUAUACAAUUGCUGCACCGGGCAGCGCAAUCCCCUCAUCUGGUCGGAGUUUGUCAAGUACGCCAUGUGCAGUGUGCGCAAGCAUCCCUUGGAGGGCUGUCUGUGGUAUCCAACUGGGGAGCUGCGCAUGAAUCGCCCCAUGAACACGCUGAAUUGUAUAGUCAAACACUUUUUACCGGCCUACAUAGUGGAUGGAGUGGCGCGCCUGAUGGGCAAGAAGCCAUUCGUUGUCAACGUACAAAAUAAAAUUGCCAAAGCUGUGGAGUGCUUAGAGUACUUUGCCACACGCCAAUGGCGCUUCAAGGACGACAACGUCCACGGUCUGCUGCACACGCUCAGCCCCAAGGAUCGGGAGAUCUUUGUGUUCGACGUGCGCCACAUACACUGGGACAAGUACGUCGAGCGAUAUGUGCUCGGCUUCAGGGAGUUCCUGUUUAAGCAGCGGCCCGAGUCGCUGCCAGACAGCAGAAAGCGUAUGGUCAGACUCUACUAUCUGCAUCAGCUGACCAAACUGGUGGCCGUGCUGCUCACCUGGCGCUUCCUGAUGUCGCGCUCGAAGCGCCUGAACGACAUGUGGAGCGCCUUCCUGGACAACGCGUUGAAGAUGGCGCGCUUGAUUCCCUUUUUGUAAUAAACUGACGCGAUUGAGCCACAACUCUGGAUAUAUGUAUUGGGAUAUGGAUGGAUCUGGAAAGCCAGGAGGUCUGAUGCGAUGCGAUGAGAUGGAUGCGUGGGUCUUCUUCUUUGCGAUUUCUAAAUGCUUUAACACGGCGUACAUUUUAGAGGUUUUUAGCGAAUAAUUAUAAUCAUAAUUUUUAUAUACAUAUAUGUUACAAGGAGUAAACACACAAAAACACGCCCAAAAACAACAACAGCCACAUGGUCACAACAACAAAAGAGAACAGAUUUAAUAAUGAUAACACAUCGGGGUAAUAAAAUGGCAUUUGUCGUACCAUCAUCAAGCACCCAGCA
Molecule: messenger RNA, 2904 nt
Organism: Drosophila pseudoobscura
Lineage: Eukaryota; Metazoa; Arthropoda; Insecta; Diptera; Drosophilidae
Product: putative fatty acyl-CoA reductase CG5065
Exons: 11
Coding region: 701-2563 (620 amino acids)
Biological process (GO): long-chain fatty-acyl-CoA metabolic process
Cellular component (GO): peroxisome
Molecular function (GO): alcohol-forming very long-chain fatty acyl-CoA reductase (NADP+) activity
Source: RefSeq, a predicted model, not a curated record